Messenger RNA from Camellia sinensis, 6289 nucleotides. It is a transcript of the gene DCAF1, whose product is annotated as DDB1-CUL4 associated factor 1. Gene Ontology annotation, molecular function: protein binding. Gene Ontology annotation, cellular component: nucleus; Cul4-RING E3 ubiquitin ligase complex. The record is from RefSeq and is a predicted model, not a curated record. Gene Ontology annotation, biological process: protein ubiquitination. Lineage: Eukaryota; Viridiplantae; Streptophyta; Magnoliopsida; Ericales; Theaceae.
AGCAUUAGGGACGCGGAAAGGGGUUCGUUCUGUGAAAACUCGCACCAAAGAACACAAACCAACAUACUCUUUCUCUCUUGGACAAAAAUUGUUUUCCCUCACUUUCUCUCUCUAGAAUUGGCGUGGUUGUAGUUGUAGUUGUUGUUGAGAUAUGGAGGCGGCCACCGAUGAACAAGCUCAAUCGGCUGCGGCGGCGGCGGCACGAGUGGAGGACGAAGAAGAGCACGAAACGACCGAGGAGGAGAACUUGCUGUCCAAGGCUCAGACACUCAUGGACAAGAUUACUUCUUCUCCUGAUAACCCUAACUCCAAUGUCCUCCACGCCCUUUCCUCCAUCCUCGAAACCCAAGAAUCAAGGUUUCUCUCAUCAUUCAUGGAAGAGACAGGUCAUUCUUCCUUGAACAAUGGCAGGGCUUCUCAUAAUGUUGGACGGUUGGGGAACUUGGUUCGGGAGAAUGAUGAAUUCUUCGAAUUGAUAUCUUCAAGGUUUCUAUCCGAAGCCAGAUACCCGGUAUCUGUUCAGGCAGCUUCAGCAAGGCUUCUUUUCAGCUGUUCACUUACUUGGAUGUAUCCCCAUGUUUUUGAAGAAACUGUUUUAGAGAACUUAAAAGGCUGGGUAAUGGAUGAGACAACCAGACCUGUUGAAGAUCACAACUGGAAACAUGAAUUAGGGAGAAAGAAAUCCUCAGACUCUGAAAUGUUGAGGACUUAUUCCACUGGCUUGCUUGCUGUAUGCUUGUCAGGUGGUGGUCAACUAGUGGAAGAUGUGUUAACAGCUGGAUUGUCAGCCAAGCUUAUGCGAUAUCUUCGUAUCCGGUCUAUAGGGGAGACAAGUACAAGUCAAAAAGAUGCUCAUUAUUUAGCAGAGAGCAAAAAUGCAUCUUCUGCUAAUUGCAUACGAGGUAGAGAAGAAGGUCGAAGUAGGUUUCGACAAGUUCCCGAAACUUCUCAUUCGGAUGCACCUAGAAUAAUAGAGGGAGGAUCUUUAGAUGACCAAAGUGCUGGAAAGGAUCAUGAUAGAAGACAAGUACGCGGGGAUGAAUGUUGGGUUGAUGGUGAACCUCCUGAUGGUUUGGAUGAAGGUCUCGAUACAUGUGAAGAGGUAGAUGGAGAUCGUGAGGACAGAUGGCAUGGUCGAGAUUUACGUGAUGGAAGGACAAAGCUCGGGGAUAGAAAUUGUCCUGCUAGAUCUGGACGGGAGGAAGAUUUUGAUGAAAGUGUCAGGGAUGAGUCCUCAAGGCGCAGGGUGAACCGUGGAUGGGCAAGAAAUAGAGGAAAGGGAAAAGUUAAUGAAGGCAAUGUAGAGAAUGAACAGAUUUUGACCUCUCCUGGUUCUGGAAGUAGAUUAGGAGCUCAGGGGCGGAGCUUCAAGGACAGGAGUCAAAACAGAAAUUUAGAUGUUAAAAGAUUCCCAGAUCCUAAGAAGGGUCUGAGGAGGAUAGGCACUGAUGAUUUUGUGAUGGAAAGAGAGGAUAAUGAUGACUGUUUCCAAGAAUGCAAAGUUGGCACCAAGGAUAUUUCUGAUUUAGUUAAGAAAGCAGUCCGAGCAGCUGAAGCGGAAGCCAGAGCAGCCAAUGCACCGGCAGAAGCUGUUAAAGCAGCUGGUGAUGAUGCGGCUGAAGUUGUCAAAAGUGCUGCUUUGGAGGAAUUUAAAAAGACAAAUGAUGAAGAAGCUGCGGUUUUGGCUGCUUCUAGAGCUGCAUCUACAGUUGUUGAUGCUGCUAAUGCGAUUGAAGUCUCAAGGGGUUCAAUUGGUGCUGAUGCUGAUUCAAUGAAUUCAAGGGGCACUGAACCAGAACCUGAACCAGAACCAAAUGAAGAAGUUGAAGAAUUUUUCAUUCUUGAUACUGACUCCCUUGCAAAACUGAGAGAAAAAUUCUGCAUUCAGUGUCUUGUGACACUAGGAGAAUAUGUUGAGGUUCUUGGGCCUGUACUGCAUGAAAAGGGGGUGGAUGUUUGUCUUGCCUUAUUGCAACGAAGUUCUAAACAUAAAGAGGCAUCAAAGAUUGCAAUGCUCUUGCCUGAUGUGUUGAAGCUGAUCUGUACUUUGGCUGCUCACCGGAAAUUCGCUGCAUUAUUUGUGGAUCGUGGUGGCAUGCAAAGAUUGCUUGCUGUGCCAAGAGUUGCCCAGACCUUCUUUGGUCUUUCUUCAUGCUUGUUUGCUAUUGGUUCACUUCAGGGAAUUAUGGAACGUGUUUGUGCUCUUCCUUCGGAUGUUGUACAACUGGUGGUUGAGUUGGCUCUUCAAUUGCUUGAGUGCCCUCAGGAUCAAGCCAGAAAAAACUCAGCUUUAUUUUUGUCUAAUGCAUUUGUCUUCAGAGCAGUUCUCGAUUCUUUCGAUGCUCAGGAUGGCCUACAGAAAUCACUAAGUCUGUUGCAUGAUGCUGCCUUGGUAAGAUCUGGGGUUAAUUCUGGGGCAUUGGGAUCUACUAGCUCAGGAUCACUUCGGAAUGAUCGAUCUCCUGCAGAAGUACUGACAUCGUCAGAGAAGCAGAUAGCUUAUCACACCUGUGUUGCUUUGCGACAAUAUUUCAGAGCCCAUCUGCUACUGCUUGUGGAUUCAAUUCGUCCUAAUAAAAACAACCGAAGUGCAGUCCGGAAUAUUCCACAUGCUAGGGCUGCCUACAAGCCACUUGAUAUAAGUAACGAGGCUAUGGAUACAAUAUUUCGACAGAUGCAGAAGGAUCGGAAGCUUGGCCCUGCAUUUGUAAGGGCUCGUUGGCCGGCUGUUGACAAGUUCUUAGCUUGUAAUGGGCAUAUAAUCAUGUUGGAAUUGUGUCAGGCCCCAACUAUUGAUCGUUAUUUGCAUGACUUGCUUCAAUAUGCAUUGGGUGUUCUGCACAUUGUUACACUGGUACCUUCCAGUCGCAAACCAAUUGUGAAUGCCACAUUAAGCAAUGACCGUGUUGGUAUAGCAGUCAUUUUGGAUGCAGCAAAUGGUGCCGGUUUUGUUGAUCCGGAGAUAAUUCAACCGGCAUUGAAUGUGUUAGUCAAUCUUGUUUGCCCUCCUCCUUCAAUCAGUAAUAAACCACCUCUUAUUACACAAGGUCAGCCGUCUGCUUCUGUUCAAAACUCAAAUGGUUCUGCAUUGGAGUCUAGAAAUGCAGAAAGGAAUACCUCGGAUCGAGCUGUUAACCUGCCCAGCCAGAAUGAGCCCAGAGAGCGGAAUGGGGAGUCGAAUGUGGUAGAUCGAGGCAGCUCAGCACCACUUUGUACACCAUCUGUUAGCAAUACUCCUCAAACACCUCUAACCUCUGGAUUAGUCGGAGAUCGUAGAAUAUCUUUGGGUGCCGGAGCAGGUUGUGCUGGCCUUGCUGCCCAACUAGAACAAGGCUACCGUCAAGCGAGAGAGGCUGUCCGUGCCAACAAUGGUAUAAAGGUUCUUCUUCAGCUCCUCCAGCCGCGUAUAGUUACGCCUCCUGCUGCCCUUGACUGUCUUCGUGCUCUUGCAUGUCGAGUACUUCUUGGUUUAGCCAGAGAUGACACAAUUGCACACAUAUUGACAAAGCUUCAGGUUGGGAAAAAACUAUCAGAACUAAUUCGAGAUUCAGGCAGUCAGGCUUCUGGAAAUGAGCAGGCCAGGUGGCAGGCUGAACUUGCCCAGGUGGCAUUUGAGCUAAUCGCGAUUGUAACUAAUUCUGGGCGUGCAAGUACAUUGGCAACUACUGAUGCAGCGAUCCCCACUUUGAGGCGUAUAGAGAGAGCUGCAAUAGCUGCCGCCACUCCUAUUACUUACCAUUCCAGGGAACUUCUACUUCUUAUUCACGAGCACCUUCAAGCAUCUGGUUUGUCUACAACUGCGGACUCACUUCUAAAAGAAGCUCAGUUGACUCCUUUGCCUUCUUUGGCAGCACCAUCAUCGCUAGUGCAUCAAUCCUUGGGGCAUGAGACACCAUCGAUACGAAUCCAAUGGCCAUCUGGACGUGCUUCUGGUGGAUUUUUGUCUGAUAAACCAAAACUUGCUUCACGAGAUGAAGAUUUCAGCAUGAAGUGUGAUUCAGAUGUGACUUCUUCAAAGAAGAAAUCGUUGGCAUUUUCAUCAUCACUAAAUUUACAGUCAUCAAGCAGCAAAAUCACCAGUACGUCAAAAAAGUCUUCUGCAUCAGGAAGUACACCAGAAACACCAUCAAUAUCUGCAGUGAAGCCCAAUUUGGACACUGAUACUCAGUGUAAAACUCCAAUUGCAUUGCCGAUGAAACGGAAGUUAACAGACUUAAAGGAACUAGGGUUGACAUUAUCAGUGAAAAGACUCAACACCAGUGAGCAUGGACUGCGGUCUCCAGUUUGUUCGAUGCCUUAUGCUGCCCGUAAAAGCAGUGCACUGACUGAUGCUAGUGUGUUUUGCACACCAAGUUCUAAUGUGAAAGAUCUUCAAGGGCGAUCAAUACUGAAUAGCGCUCUGGCAGAGAAUUUGGAUGAUAACCAGUACAACACUCAUGUGGGUCUGAUGACACCUUCUUCCCAAUUUGAAAUUCCAAGUGAUCCACAACCUACUGGCACUGAAAGGUUAACCUUGGAAUCUCUUGUUGUUCAGUAUCUGAAACACCAGCACCGCCAGUGCCCAGUUCCUAUUACUACUUUACCACCGCUCUCUCUCUUGCACCCACAUGUCUGUCCGGAACCAAGACAAAGCUUUGAUGCUCCAUCAAAUGUAACAGCCCGACUCAGUACACGUGAAUUUAGAAGUAUGUAUGGUGGAGUCCAUGGAAAUCGUAGGGAUCGUCAAUUUGUCUACAGCAGAUUUAGACCAUGGCGAACUUGCCGCGAUGAUGGUGCUGCUCUUUUGACAUGCAUUACUUUUCUUGGUGAUUCCUCUCAAAUUGCUGCAGGCAACCAUUCUGGAGAGCUCAAAAUUUUUGACUCAAACAGCAACAGUGUGCUGGAGAGCUGCAGUAGCCACCAGUAUCCUUUGACACUUGUCCAGUCGUAUCUUUCCGGAGAGACCCAGUUGGUUCUCUCAUCGAGUGGUCAUGAUGUACGAUUGUGGGAUGCAUCUUCAGUUUCAGCUGGGCCAAGGCAUUCAUUUGAAAGUUGUAAGGCAGCAAGGUUCAGCAAUUCUGGGACCAUAUUUGCAGCAUUGUCAUCUGAGCAAUCCCAACGAGAGAUUCUCUUAUAUGAUAUCCAGUCAUGUCAUUUGGAUCUAAAACUGACAGACACAACUGUGACUCCUUCUGCUCGGAGCCAUGUUUAUUCCCCUGUUCACUUUAGCCCUUCAGACACGAUGCUGCUUUGGAAUGGAGUGUUAUGGGAUCGGCGGGGCUGUGGUCUUGUCCAUCGAUUUGAUCAGUUUACAGACUACGGUGGUGGUGGCUUUCAUCCCGCUGGAAAUGAGGUGAUUAUAAAUUCUGAAGUCUGGGAUCUGCGGAAGUUCAAGCUCCUUCGAAGUGUACCUUCCUUGGACCAGACGGUAAUCACAUUCAAUGCUAGUGGAGAUGUAAUAUAUGCAAUUCUGAGGAGAAAUCUUGAGGAUGUUACUUCAUCAUUUCAUACUCGCCGCGCCAAGCACCCCCUUUUUUCUGCUUUCCGCACAGUGGAUGCUGUCAACUAUUCUGACAUAGCAACGAUUCCUGUAGACCGGUGCGUCCUAGAUUUUGCAACAGAGCCAACUGAUUCUUUUGUCGGGUUGGUUACAAUGGAUGAUCAAGAAGAGAUGUAUUCUUCGGCUAGGGUAUAUGAAAUCGGUCGUCGGAGGCCUACUGAUGAUGACUCUGAUCCUGAUGAUGCUGAUAGUGAAGAAGAGGAAGACGAUGAUGAUGAGGAUGGUGACGAGGACCCAUUACUGGGACUGGAUAUUGAUGGGGACGGUGACAGCGAUGAUGCUGAUGAUAUGAGCAACGAUGACGAUGAUAGUGUGAGCGAGUUUGAAGAUGAUGAUGAUGAUGAGGAAGAUGGCGAUUUUGUCAUGGAUGGUAUCGACUUUGACGGAGGAGGUGGAAUAUUGGAGAUUGUGGGAGAGGGUGAUGAAGAUGAUGAUGACAGUCAGGUGGUGGAAUCUCUGAGUAGUGGGGAUGAAGAGAAUUUUGGAGGUUUUGGCUUUUAAAAGGUAUAUAAAAUAAUCAUUUGAGGGAAGGAAAAAAAAAGGGUGUAUUUAUAGUAAUUUGGAUGAUGUAAUUACUGUUUAUGGGUUUUUAUUAGGGAGAAGAGAGAGAGGGAGAGGAUUCUUUUAAGUUGAGGAAACUUCAUCAGAUCUUUGUACCAAACAGCUCAUUAGAGUAAAGUUAUACAUUGUUAGGGCUGGUCUUUUUUUGCCUCAAUCCAUAAUUUAAAUGGAAAUUUUGAUUCCUGGUGA